Messenger RNA from Dendronephthya gigantea, 1275 nucleotides. Its product is annotated as NAD-dependent protein deacylase-like. Gene Ontology annotation, molecular function: protein-malonyllysine demalonylase activity; NAD+ binding; protein-succinyllysine desuccinylase activity. Lineage: Eukaryota; Metazoa; Cnidaria; Anthozoa; Malacalcyonacea; Nephtheidae. The record is from RefSeq and is a predicted model, not a curated record. The coding region runs from base 90 to 989 and encodes 299 amino acids. The transcript has 6 exons.
GUGACAAUUACUAACAAAUUGAAAGUAAAGACAUUGGAAUUAUAUUUAUCUAUUGAAACUGAAUUUGAAAUUCAUUGGCAUGAAAUUUAAUGCAUACUUUGCAUAUUUUUCGAGGAAGGAAGUUGUCGAAUUCCUUUCAAAACCUGUUAAAAAUGAGUUUUCAUACCAGUAAAGGUGACAUGACUGAUUUCAAAUCACUGCUAUCAAAAGCAAGGAAUGUGGUCUUCCUAACUGGUGCAGGUUGCAGUGCCGAAAGUGGUGUACCGACAUUCCGAGGUGCUGGUGGGUUAUGGCGCAAAUACGAUGCCACCAAGCUUGCCACACCAGAAUCAUUCAGGGCUAACCCAUCAUUAGUAUGGGAAUUUUAUAGCUACAGACGGGAACUUGUCUUAACAAAGAAGCCUAACGAUGCACACCAUGCUAUAGCAAAGUUUGAGAAGCAUUUGGUUAACCAAGGAAGGAUGGUGCAUGUCAUUACACAGAACAUUGAUGGUUUACAUCAGGCAGCUGGUUCAAAAAAUGUUAUUGAGUUACAUGGAUCUUUAUUCAAAACGCGCUGUCUGAGCUGUGGCCAAAUCGAGGAGAACAGACAAAGUCCUAUUGUCCCAUCAUUGUUAGGAAAAGGAGAGCCUCGCGUUGAUGCUGUUGAUGCUAAAAUUCCAUUAGAGGAACUACCAAGAUGUACCCAACCUGGGUGUGACUCACUAGUUCGUCCCCAUGUUGUGUGGUUUGGUGAAUCGCUUGAAGAUGAAGUCCUAAAACGGACAAAUGAUGCAUUACAUUCUUGUGAUAUGUGCUUACUGGUUGGUACAUCUUCUGUGGUCUACCCAGCAGCAAGUUUUGCACCAAGCCUUGCUAGCAGAGGUGUCCCAGUUGCAGAGUUCAACCUUGAGGAAACGCCCGCCACAGGAGCAUUCAGAUUCCAUUUUCAUGGAGCAGCAGGCCAGACCUUACCUCCUAUCCUGCUGGAGGAUUGCAACAAAGACUAGAAUAACUGAAUAACAAACUAUUAUCUAUCUUUAGAUGCAUAUAGUUUUGCACUAGAGUAUAGUUUUGUAGUACAUAUUAAAUAUAGAACAUAGAGUUUAUACUGGAAUAUUUAUGCAAAAAAAACCAAUCAAACCAUUGCAUGUUUGAGAGAUAUUCGCCAAAAAAACCUGCACAAAUAUGUGACGAAUUUUACUUGCUGAAAAUUGUUCUAAAUAUAAAUUUUUCACAAGCGAUUUGACAAGAUAUCAUGGCUGUAUCUUACGCGGAAUUGCAUUCGAUCAGUUU